CAACCAAAACAAGUCUUUUUGAACAAGGAGAAGGCAUGUAGAGGAGAAGUUCAUUUCAGUCGACUCUUUGAGAGGGUGGUUCUCAGGACCACAACAUUGGUUUCCAUUUUCCAUAAGCUAUAUUUUGGUUGGUAAUCACCUGAACCCACUCGUUUGGGAUAUGGCUUCCGAUCCAUUGGCUUUUAUCUUGGGACAAUAGGGACAAACGGGCAUAUUUGGUUUAUCAUGUUGGUUCAAUAGUGCCGAGGUUGUGAGAUAAGUGUGCAGCUAAACAAUACCUUCUCAUCACUCUCUUACACUUUUGUGAUCGGUUGGUUAUGCGUGGCUCAACCAUGGUCAAAUCACCAGUGAAGUGGGGCAGUCGCUUAGCAUGGAUGACCCUUCUUCUUCUCAACUUCUACAUUUGCUCUUCGUCAUCACACACUCAUGGCAGGACUUGCUCACAUGAACAUCCAAAACCAGAUGAGGUGAUGCAUGUCCAUUUGGAGGACCAUCAUGUGGUUCGAAAACGCAGCAUAAAUCAAAAUCUAAGAAUCAAGCUCUUUUAUGAUGAAAGUGUGUACAAGUUGAAUAAGCAACAAUUCGAGUUAAUCAAUAAUACAGUUCUUCCCGAAGCUGUGACCUAUUGGAGUAAAGCUCUUCGUGUCAGAAAAACUGAGAGUCGAAUCCGUCUCAAUCGCAAAUGUGAGCAGAAUCAGGUAUUUUUCAAGACCGGUGAUCCCCAUCCAUAUUGUAAGAAUGCUUGCGAGGCUCGAACCAUGUGCGGUGAGGUCCAAGUCCCGGAAGAUCACCUGGAAGUGUGUCGGGUGUGCAACGCAUUUGGACAGAACUGCAAGGUCCGAGGUGGAAAUGAACCCGGACCUGGAAUCGAUGGGGCCGAUUUCAUAUUCUACAUCUCAGCCAUGCAGACGGAGAGAUGUCAAAAGGGCAUGACGGUUGCCUAUGCGGCUCAUUGUCAACAAGAGUCUGCUUUGGACAGACCCAUCGCAGGACAUGCCAAUCUUUGCCCGGGGUCCAUCAGCACCAAAAGGCAGGAAUUGGAUGUCCUUUUGUCGACGGUCAAACAUGAGAUGCUUCACGCUCUCGGUUUUUCAGUGUCACUGUUCGCUUUCUAUCGCGACAAAGACGGACAUCCAUUGACUCCGAGAGGCGAAAACGGGAAACCCAACCUUAAUGAAGAAUUACAAACGCGCCAAUGGAGCGACCGGGUCAUCCGCAAGGAGUAUCGCGAGUGGAAGGUCAGAAAUGGAACGAUUCGCAAAAAAGUCCAAGUCGUGGUGACACCGAGAGUCCGCGAAGAGGUUCAGAAACACUACGGUUGCGCCAAUCUCAGUGGAGCCGAACUUGAAGAUCAGGGUGAAGAAGGGACAGCUCUCACCCAUUGGGAAAAACGUCUGUUCGAAAAUGAAGCCAUGACCGGAACGCACACACAGAACCCGAUUUAUUCUCGGAUUACAAUGGCUUUAAUGGAAGAUACCGGAUGGUACCUGCCCAAUUAUGACAUGGCCGAUGAUUUGACAUGGGGCAAGAAUUUGGGAUGCGAUUUCGCCCAAAAGUCUUGCAUGGAGUGGAUGCAACUACGACAAAGAGGGGGCAAGAGCAUUCACCCGUUUUGUAACAAAGUCAAACGGGAUCCCUUGGAAACCGAAUGCACGGAUGACCGAUCCAGUGUGGCUUUGUGUAAUCUAGUCCAGCAUGAGCACGAACUUCCAGCUCACUUCCAGAACUUCGAUAGCAUUCCACAUAUUGCUAGUCAAGAUGUAGGGUAUUUUGGCGGGUCUGUGGCAUUGGCCGACUACUGCCCUUACAUCCAAGAGUUCACAUGGCGAUCGAAUAACGUGGUGGUCCGUGGAUCUCAUUGCAUGUACACGGAGAAUAAUCCAAACAUGGAUCGGAAUUUCGCCUUGGAACACUACGGGCAUCAAUCCAAAUGUUUCGACCAUACCAACGAAAUGUGGGAAGAGCGGAGUUGCCAUCAAGUCCGGCAAUGGCAGCAUUGGGGAUCAGGUUGCUAUCAGUACUUGUGUCAGAAUAGGCGACUCCAUAUCAUGGUGCUGAAUCACACCUACACCUGCUUCUACCCUCAACAAGAGAUCGAGAUCUCGUUAAUGGCCAACAGUUGGCUCCACACCGGAUCGUUGGUGUGCCCUCCUUGCGACAAUGUCUGUGGCGAGGAAUUCGCCUUGCAAGGCGAGACCUGCCGCACUGGAGACCCACCCCCGGAAGAUCACGUCUAUUACAAGGAUGUACUUACGUGCCGUGGCUCUGGUAUUAGUCAGUUUCUGGGUCAUUGGACUCUGACAGCUGUUUUUGCCACCAUGAUCAACUUCACAUUUGCGCGCCAAAUUCUGAAUUCGCGGUGAUCUUUAUUCUCAAUGCAAAGACCAGCGACAAGUCGUCUUUUCAAAAAAAACAAAGGCUGGGAUUGUUUCCCUUUCGUUCUUUUUUAAACAUUUCUUCUCAUCUAGUCAACUGUGAUGUAAUGAAGAGACCAUGAAAGGGUACUCGACAAAGGCCCUUAAAUCAGGCUUAAACGUCACACAUGGCAGUUUCCAGACCAAACUGGAAGACUGAAUUGGUAGAUAUCAUAUUUUUGAUUUACAGACCCAUUUUCAACAACGCAUUUACUCCCAUUCCAAUCCUUGCGCUGACUUCCUUUAGAGGUCUUCCACUUUGUGCUUUGGUUAUCUUUUUUUCUGAUAAAUGCCCGUGCAUUCCGUCGUGACAUUCCCGUGUUCUAUUUCCGAUAUUCCAGUGUUUCGUCAAUAUCAAACAAACAAAAAUAUUCAUUCAGAUCACAAUAAACUUCGAUGUUUAUGAUUCUUGUCA
Molecule: messenger RNA, 2829 nt
Organism: Tigriopus californicus
Lineage: Eukaryota; Metazoa; Arthropoda; Copepoda; Harpacticoida; Harpacticidae
Gene: Invadolysin
Product: leishmanolysin-like peptidase
Exons: 10
Coding region: 318-2363 (681 amino acids)
Biological process (GO): cell adhesion; proteolysis
Cellular component (GO): membrane; cytoplasm
Molecular function (GO): metalloendopeptidase activity
Source: RefSeq, a predicted model, not a curated record